Messenger RNA from Archocentrus centrarchus (flier cichlid), 3686 nucleotides. RefSeq names its product SPT5 homolog, DSIF elongation factor subunit (gene supt5h). Gene Ontology annotation, molecular function: mRNA binding; protein binding. NCBI's taxonomy places the organism in Eukaryota, Metazoa, Chordata, Actinopteri, Cichliformes, Cichlidae. The coding region runs from base 170 to 3430 and encodes 1086 amino acids. Gene Ontology annotation, biological process: transcription elongation by RNA polymerase II; transcription elongation-coupled chromatin remodeling; regulation of transcription by RNA polymerase II. Gene Ontology annotation, cellular component: DSIF complex. The transcript has 31 exons. The record is from RefSeq and is a predicted model, not a curated record.
CUUCCCGUUGCGCAAAACCCCGCGAGACUUUUUGAGCAGCUUUCCGAAAUCUCGCUGUUCGUCGGGAAUGCGCGAAGAAUCACCAGAGAAACAGAAAUAAGCUCAUAUUCACAUUUAUUCAUCAAAGAACUGGUUCAAACCGGCAGCGGCUGGUUGAAACAGCUACGAGAUGUCCGACAGCGAGGACAGCGACUUCUCCGAUAACCAGAGCGAGCGCAGCAGCGAUGGAGAGGCCGAGGAAGUGGAGGAGAAUGAGGAGGAAACGGGCAGUCCCGUGGGCAGUGACAAGGUAGCAGACGAGGAGGGGGAGGAUCUGGAGGAUGAGGAGGAGUACGAUGAAGAAGAGGAGGAGGACGAUGACGACGAUCGUCCAAGGAAGAAACCGAGACACGGGGGGUUCAUCCUGGAUGAAGCUGAUGUGGACGAUGAGUAUGAGGAUGAGGAUGAGGAUCAGUGGGAGGAUGGAGCCGGGGAUAUCUUGGAGAAAGUUAACGAGGAGGCUGAAGUGUCAAACAUCGAUCGUGUGGUUCUGGAUGACGAUCACUCUGGAUCCAGACGGCUGCAGAACCUCUGGAGAGACUCCAGAGAGGAGGCGCUGGGUGAAUACUACAUGAGGAAAUAUGCCAAGUCGUCAGGAGGGGAGCAUUACUCUGGAGGGUCUGAGGAGCUUUCUGAUGACAUCACGCAGCAGCAGCUGCUUCCUGGAGUCAAGGAUCCCAAUCUGUGGACUGUCAAGUGCAAGAUUGGUGAAGAGAGGGCGACGGCCAUCGCACUGAUGAGGAAGUUCAUCGCCUACCAGUUCACAGACACACCUCUGCAGAUCAAGUCCGUGGUGGCCCCGGAUCACGUGAAGGGCUACAUCUACGUGGAGUCGUACAAACAGACACACGUCAAGGCCGCCAUCGAGGGCAUCGGCAACCUGAGGAUGGGCUUCUGGAACCAGCAGAUGGUCCCCAUCAAGGAGAUGACGGACGUGCUGAAGGUCGUCAAAGAGGUCACAAACCUGAAGCCCAAGUCCUGGGUCAGACUGAAGAGGGGCCUGUACAAGGACGACAUCGCUCAGGUGGACUACGUGGAGCCGAGCCAGAACACCAUCUCCCUGAAGAUGAUCCCUCGGAUAGACUUGGACCGCAUCAAGGCCAAAAUGAGCCUGAAAGACUGGUUUGCCAAGAGGAAGAAGUUCAAGAGGCCUCCACAGAGGCUGUUUGAUGCUGAAAAGAUCAGGUCUCUGGGAGGGGAGGUCAGCCACGAUGGAGACUUCAUGAUCUUUGAGGGGAACCGUUACAGCCGCAAAGGAUUCCUCUUUAAGAGUUUCGCCAUGUCAGCUGUGAUCACAGAUGGAGUGAAGCCCACGCUUUCAGAGCUGGAGAAGUUUGAAGACCAGCCUGAGGGAAUCGACCUGGAGGUGGUCACAGAGUCAGGCAAGGAGCGUGAACACAACCUGCAGGCUGGGGACAACGUGGAGGUGUGUGAGGGAGAGUUGAUCAACCUGCAGGGAAAAAUCCUCAGUGUGGACGGCAACAAGAUCACCAUCAUGCCCAAACAUGAAGACCUGAAGGACCCCCUGGAGUUCCCGGCUCAUGAGCUGAGAAAAUAUUUCCGAAUGGGCGACCACGUGAAGGUGAUCGCUGGGCGAUACGAAGGCGACACCGGCCUCAUCGUCAGAGUGGAGGAGAACUUUGUCAUCCUCUUCUCCGACCUCACCAUGCACGAGUUGAAAGUGCUGCCCAGAGACCUGCAGCUCUGCUCUGAGACUGCAUCCGGUGUUGAUGUUGGAGGGCAGCAUGAGUGGGGCGAGCUGGUCCAGCUGGACCCGCAGACAGUCGGCGUCAUCGUUCGGCUAGAGAGGGAGACGUUCCAGGUCCUGAACAUGCAUGGGAAGGUGCUGACUGUGCGGCACCAGGCGGUGAACCGCAGGAAGGAUAACCGUUUCGCCGUGGCGCUGGACUCGGAGCAGAACAACAUCCACGUCAAGGACAUCGUUAAAGUCAUCGACGGACCUCACUCUGGCCGUGAAGGUGAGAUCCGUCACCUGUUCCGGGGCUUCGCUUUCCUCCACUGUAAGAAGCUAGUUGAGAACGGCGGCAUGUUCGUCUGCAAGACCAGACACCUGGUGCUGGCAGGUGGAUCCAAGCCCAGAGAUGUGACCAACUUCACAGUCGGAGGAUUUGCUCCAAUGAGCCCUCGCAUCAGCAGCCCAAUGCACCACGGUGGAGGAGGUGCUCAGCAGAGAGGAGGAGGUGGAGGAGGAAUGGGGCGGGGCCGAGGCCGAAGAGACAACGAACUGAUUGGUCAGACGGUCCGUAUCUCGCAGGGUCCUUACAAAGGAUACAUUGGUGUGGUGAAAGAUGCAACAGAGUCCACAGCCAGAGUGGAGCUGCACUCCACCUGUCAGACCAUCUCUGUUGACAGACAGCGAUUAACCACCGUGGGUGGAACUAAGAGGCACAGUGGGAUGACCUCCACCUAUGCACGUACUCCAGUUUACGGCUCCCAGACUCCGAUGUAUGGUGUUGGCUCCAGGACGCCCAUGUAUGGAUCUCAAACUCCACUACAUGACGGAAGCCGUACGCCCCACUAUGGAUCUCAGACCCCACUGCAUGAUGGGAGCAGGACUCCAGGUCAGAGCGGCGCUUGGGACCCCAGUAACCCCAACACACCUUCCAGGAAUGAGGAAGACUACGACUUCGGCUAUGAUGAUGAACCUUCCCCAUCCCCUCAGGGCUACGGAACGACGCCCAACCCUCAGACCCCAGGUUACCCCGAGGUCCCCUCACCACAAGUCAACCCUCAGUACAACCCGCAGACACCUGGCACACCUGCUAUGUAUAAUACGGAGCAGUAUUCUCCAUAUGCAGCCCCGUCCCCUCAGGGCUCCUACCAGCCCAGUCCCAGCCCUCAGAGCUACCACCAGGUGGCGCCCUCACCUGUUGGCUACCAGAACACGCACUCACCAGCCAGCUACCACCCCACACCCUCCCCCAUGGCUUACCAGGCGAGUCCCAGUCCAAGUCCUGUGGGCUACAGUCCCAUGACGCCCGGAGCGCCCUCUCCUGGAGGCUACAACCCUCACACCCCGGGCUCCAACAUUGAGCAGGGCGGCAGCGACUGGGUGACCACCGACAUCCUGGUCCGAGUGAAGGACUCGUUCAUGGACCUGAUGGGGCAGACCGGGGUCAUCAGGAGCAUCACGGGAGGGAUGUGCUCAGUGUUCAUGCAGGAGUCUGAGAAGGUGGUGAGCAUCAGCAGCGAUCACCUGGAGCCUGUCACGCCCACCAAAAACAACAAGGUGAAGGUGAUUCUGGGAGAGGACCGCGAGGCCACGGGUAUCCUGCUGAGCAUCGACGGAGACGACGGCAUCGUCCGCAUGGAGCUGGAUGACCAGCUCAAGAUCCUCAACUUGCGGUUCCUGGGGCGCCUCGAGCACUGAGGGACGAGACCACAGCUCUCACGCCAACUGAUGUCAUGUUUUAUUUAAGAGCCAAAAACCACACACAUGGUCUUCAGGCUCAGCGGGUCUCUCUCCCUUUUUUUGGUCAUUUAUUUUCACUGUUUUCUUAUUAGUGGUCUGAGUCUGCUUUUAGUGCUUCUCCCUCCAUGUGCUGUCAGUGCUUUUGGUUCUCUGGAUGCAGCAGGAUGAAAAACAGUGUAACAUGUCAAUAAACUGAAUCAGUGAUAUUAUUGUG